CGAGGAAGUAACAGCAAUAAAUGGUGAUAAUUCAAAAAAUUUAGAUUCAAAACAAAAAUUGAAGAAGAAAAAAUCAAAAUCAAAAAAAGUAAAAAAGAAUUAGUUUUAUUAAUUUUAAUUUACAUAUACUCACUAAUUAACUUUUUUUACUUCAGCAUAAAUCGACUCGUGGAAGUAGUAAUCGUCGAAGUAGUAAACGAUCAAAAUCCACAAAAAAACAUCGUCGAAAAGUUUUACCAAAACCAUCGAUCAAUGAAUUGUUAGGCGAAGAAUCUAAUCAAACUGAUGAACAAAAAAAACCAAAACGAGUUGUUAAAACGGGAAAAAGAAUUGAUGAAAAUAAGGUAGAUAAUAAAUAAUGAGUAUUUCAGAAAUAAUUGCUCUCAUUCUGUUUUUUUACAAAAAAAACAGACAUCAAACAUUUUUCUGUAUACUAUAAAAAUAAAAAUAUAUAGAGAAAAUACUAAGAAGCUUUAAUCUCGACAAUCUUCUAAUCCCAAACACAAUUUUUUCAAAGGAAAGAAGAUAGACAUUUUGUAGUCAUUGAAAAGCUCGAUCCAUUGAUUAUGAUUAACAUUCUUCAUACGAUUGGGGAAAAUAUAUUUUUCUUGUAUCAAUUUUGUCAAAUCAUCCGUUUCAAACUGCAGUUUCGAGACAAUUAGCAAAAUUUUUUAAAACUCGGUCGAAAUCAAACAUUUUUAGAUCGGAUUUAUUUUAUCUUAAAGUAGAAUAAUUCUUCUAUCACAUUCGAAACAGAAAAAGUUCAUCAGUAGCUCUGUUUCUUCUCCUAUGUCAAGGCGAAAAAGUAUAAUUUUCUCGUUUCUGAUAAAUUUUUGAUAAAAUUAUCUUUUUGUACAAGAGAACACGUUUAAAGCGAAUCGAUGAUAUGCACGACACUUCAAAACACUAGAACAUACAUUUCCAUUACACUUUGUUGCAUGGAGUUGUUUUCAAAAUAAUGUUUUUUUUUGCUGUGUUUUGAGUUAGAAAAUUAUC
Didymodactylos carnosus is the source of this 996-nucleotide messenger RNA. The record is from the annotation of a GenBank genome assembly. NCBI's taxonomy places the organism in Eukaryota, Metazoa, Rotifera, Eurotatoria, Philodinida, Philodinidae.